AACAAAGGAAUAGAAAUAAGAAUCUAAAGAAAAUUAAAGUGAUAUGCAUAUUUCAAGUGAAGUUAGUUCAACAACAUCACAAACACAACAAGAUGGAAGCCGGGCAAGUCGAGGCGGUGCUAACAACAACAAUAAUAACAAUAGCAAUAAUUCAAGCUCUAGAAAUAAUAAUAACAAUAGUGCAUCGAGUAAAAAACAAGUUGACAACAGUCCGUAUUUGACGCCAGAAAAUCUCAUUGAAAGAACUGUCGAUGGACUCCUUGCAGAGCAUCCUGGGGAACUUGUAAAAACUGGCUCGCCUCAUGUUGUUUGCACCGUGCUUCCAACGCACUGGCGUUCUAAUAAAACCCUACCGAUUGCCUUCAAAGUUCUAGCGCUGGGUGAUGUCAUGGAUGGAACAAUAGUGACGAUACGUGCUGGUAACGAUGAGAAUUUUUGUGGUGAACUUAGAAAUUGCACGGCGGUAAUGAAAAAUCAAGUAGCGAAAUUUAAUGAUUUACGAUUUGUUGGACGAAGUGGUCGAGGGAAAAGCUUUAGUCUAACCAUCGUUAUAUCAUCAUCCCCCGUCCAAGUAGCUACCUAUAUUAAAGCCAUCAAAGUAACCGUUGAUGGUCCCCGUGAGCCAAGGUCAAAAGUACGACAUCAAGGAUUUCAUCCGUUUGCAUUUGGCCCGCAGCGAUUUGGUCCGGAUCCACUUAUGGGAGGCUUAUCGUUCAAAUUGCCAGGUUUUGCCCAUCAUUUAGCUGGCAUGCAUGGACAUCUGCACGCUCCAGACUGGCGUACAUUGGGUGCAAAUCCGGCCCUUGGUCGUCCUGGAUUCCCUCAUGGCGCAGCAUUUUUCCACCAUCAACAUCCUGGAUUUCCUCCGCACGUGCUAGCCAACACCUUAGAACGCUUAGAUCGUCCAGGAAUUCGAUCAAUGAGUGAAAAUCACCAUCUAGCACAACUUAGUCAAUUAUCAGCAUCAUGUAAUCCCCACAGUACAACCAGCCCUGAAGGAUCACCGAACACAUGUCCUCCCACAGCCAAUUCCCUUCUGCAUCACAAUACAAAUUCAGCCUCCUCACCGCUUACAAGUGAAAACGACAACAACAACAACAUAGAUGCUGGUUUCGAAAGUGAUAGCAUAUCCGUGACUGGAUCGCCAAGAAAAAGUACCUCGCCGCACGACGACGAUGACCGAAGAACGCCUUCACCUCAAACUGGUGGUGCAUUCACGGCCCUAAUUCAACGAAAUCCAUCGCUGAGGAAAAAUGAAUUGUUUUCCGGAUUUGCAUCUCAAUUCCAACAGCCACACGGAUUUAAUCCAGCCUUAGCCGCCCAACUAUUCCUUCAGAAUCCACUCAUUCCUCAGCCAAGUCAGUGGCUCUACACACAGCUCUAUGGAAACUAUCAUGACCUACCGUGGUUUCGGAAUGGCACAUCGACCAGCAGCACCAACAGCAAUGCCACAUCCAAUGGAAGCCUUCAAGAUGCCUCAGCUGGUGUGAACUUGGUCAAGAGAUGUGUCACCCUAGUGUCACAUUCCAAUGACGACAAAGACAGUGAAAACGCCAAUCCAAAUGCAUCCCCGCCUGUCACAUCGACACGAAGAUCCCCCUCACCAGCGGACAUUGUUGACGAUCGCAGUAAUCGCAGUGGAAGCAGCUUGGGACCGAUGCGUUGCAGGACGCCCAAGUCGUCCGAUGUCUGGAGACCGUACUAGUAUAGAUUGUCGUCUGCUCGUUUAGAUAUUUUUUUAGAUAAAAUGUUGUGAAUUUUCAUAUCGAUGCACACAAAAUUGCAGUGUAUUUGUGCCACACCAUAUCGAAUUUAAUUUAAACCAAAGAAUUAAAAAAAAAC
Eupeodes corollae is the source of this 1842-nucleotide messenger RNA. RefSeq names its product segmentation protein Runt (gene RunxB). Gene Ontology annotation, biological process: regulation of DNA-templated transcription. Gene Ontology annotation, molecular function: RNA polymerase II cis-regulatory region sequence-specific DNA binding; DNA-binding transcription factor activity, RNA polymerase II-specific; ATP binding. The transcript is spliced from 5 exons. Gene Ontology annotation, cellular component: nucleus. The coding region runs from base 44 to 1705 and encodes 553 amino acids. The record is from RefSeq and is a predicted model, not a curated record. NCBI's taxonomy places the organism in Eukaryota, Metazoa, Arthropoda, Insecta, Diptera, Syrphidae.